UUCAAAAGCAAUUAGUUCCCACGUAGAAAUAUUAGGAUAUUUUGACAAAAACAAAUUAAAAAUAUAUGAUGGCUCAAAAAUUAACAUGCGCACUUGUUCUCCUUGUCGUCGCCCUCAUCGCCACAAACAAUAUCGUCAAUGCAGACGACAACGUGCAAAUACCUUACCAGAAAGGGCAGCUAAACAGCUGGUUCAACGGCAACGUUCGACCUCUCUCCGCGAGCAAGGGGUUGGACCCUGCUUUGGUGGCGGCGGAGACUGGCCCCGCAAAAGUCGUAAAGGUGGCGAAAGACGGGAGCGGCGAUUUCAAGACGGUUCAAGAAGCCAUCAAUAGCGUUCCCUCAGGCAACUCUAAGCGGGUGAUCAUCUAUGUUGGAGGAGGUGAGUACCAUGAGAAAGUAACAAUUGACCGAAGCAAGCCAUUUAUCACUCUCUAUGGCUCGCCAACCAACAUGCCAACAAUUUCCUACGCCGGCACUGCCGCACAAUACGGCACGGUUGAUAGCGCCACCUUGAUCGUCGGUUCGGACUACUUUGUGGGAGUAAAUCUUAUAAUCAAGAAUUCUGCCCCAAGGCCGGAUGGGAUAAGAAAGGGGGCGCAAGCAGUGGCAUUGAGGGCAUCCGGAAACAAGGCGACAUUUUAUAAGUGCAAAUUGUUAGGGUUCCAAGACACACUUUGUGAUGACAGAGGAUUCCAUCUCUUCAAGGAUUGCUACAUUGAGGGAACUGUGGAUUUCAUCUUCGGAAGUGGGACUUCUCUCUAUCUCAACACAGAAUUGCACGUCAUUAGUGAUCCCACGAUGGAGUCGGUGAUCACGGCGCAGGCGAGGCAAUCCGCCGACGGCACCGGAUUCUCGUUUGUGCAUUGUACCAUAACGGGCAAUGCCAAAGAUGCCGUCUUGGGCAGGGCUUGGAUGCCUAAUGCCAAAGUUAUUUUCGCCUACACCAACCUUGGUGGUGUCAUUAGCCCUCAGGGAUGGUCUGACAAUAUGCACCCUGAACGUGACAACACCGUUUUUUUCGGAGAGUACCAAAACACUGGGGCAAGUGCGAAUGACGAUGGCAGAGUGGAUUUCGUCAAGACGCUAAACGAUGCACAAGCGAAGCCCUAUCUCACCCUUGGCUUUAUUCAGGGUUCCAAAUGGCUGCUUCCUCCCCCCAACCCUCAAGUUUAAAAAAGAGAAGUUCAAGUCUAAAAAAGCAUAUAUAAAUUUAUACAUAU
Messenger RNA from Morus notabilis, 1222 nucleotides. RefSeq names its product putative pectinesterase 63. Bases 66 to 1175 code for a protein of 369 amino acids. Gene Ontology annotation, molecular function: pectinesterase activity. The record is from RefSeq and is a predicted model, not a curated record. Lineage: Eukaryota; Viridiplantae; Streptophyta; Magnoliopsida; Rosales; Moraceae. The transcript has 3 exons. Gene Ontology annotation, biological process: cell wall modification.